CACACCAUGAUCUGGCAGACUUCCCAUGGACAGCUGCGCCAACAUCUUGCACAGUCCUAUCUUCCCAUGUAUGGUACAACGCUGGGAAUAUAGGGUAUAUAUAUCUCUUCUCGCUGGCAUGCGCCUUUAUCUUCAUAACCACCUGAGCCCAAUAACAACCUCCUGUACCUCGAACAAAGAAGACGUCAAUGGCCAACAAUCAGAAUAUUGCUGCCCUCCUCCGAGAGUCGCCUCAGAAGACACCUCUUACACCUCCUGUCCCUGUAGAGCUCUGGGAACCAGAGCAGGGAGAAGUCAGGAUUCGUAUUGAGGCUGCUGCUCAGAAUCCGGUGGAUUGGAAGCAGGCCGACUUCAACUUCGCCAUUCCAUCUUUCCCCUUUAUUCUCGGUGUGGAUGUUGCAGGAGUGAUAGAUAAAGUUGGUGCGGGAGUGACCAAGUUCAAGAUCGGCGACCGGGUCUUGUCGAUGGCCCCGCUUGGCAAGGCAAACAAGUUUGGUGCUUACCAGAAGUUCUCCUGUGCCAAGGUGGACGCUACGAUCGGUAUCCCAGAGAGCUACUCCUUCGACGAAGCGGUCACUAUUCCCCUGGCGUACUGGACCGCCGCUCUAGGGAUCUUUCCAUCUCUCCAAGUCCCGAUCCCCCUUUCCACAUCUGGCCUCGUCAGUCCGACAGUGACGGAUCAGACGUUCCUUGUCUGGGGCGGUAGCAGCAGCGUCGGUGCUCUUGCCGUCCAGCUGGCGGCGAUCGCGGGGUUUAAGGUCAUCGCGACUGCGAGCCCGAGGAACUUUGAGUAUGUGAAAAGCUUGGGUGCGGAUCACGUGUUGGAUUAUCAUGAUGCAGACAUUGUCGAGCAAAUCAAGGUCCUCGCCCCGAACCUCCGCUAUGCUUAUGAUGCAAUCAGCGAAAACGGUUCCACAGAAUCCGUCCUCUCCACGCUAUCUUACUCUGCUCCAGAAGUCGUCACCGUGCUGCCUUUCAAAGGCGAACUCCCCUCAGGUGCCAAAACCCACGAGGUCAUGGCCGGGUGUAUCUACUACCCCGGCCAUGAGACAAAGCUGACGGCUUUGCUCGCCUUGUGGGACGUGCUCAUGAGCCAAAGGAAGAUCAAGCCGAACCCGGUUAUGCUCAUGCCUGAUGGGCUUGGAUCGAUUGAGGAGGGCUUCGACCUGAUGAGGAAGGGCAAAGUAUCUGGACAGAAGAUCGUAUACCAUCCCUGGGAGACGAAGAUCUAGAUCAUAUUUCAC
Molecule: messenger RNA, 1244 nt
Organism: Dacryopinax primogenitus
Lineage: Eukaryota; Fungi; Basidiomycota; Dacrymycetes; Dacrymycetales; Dacrymycetaceae
Product: GroES-like protein
Exons: 5
Coding region: 189-1232 (347 amino acids)
Molecular function (GO): oxidoreductase activity, acting on NAD(P)H
Source: RefSeq, a predicted model, not a curated record